This is a messenger RNA of Harpegnathos saltator (Jerdon's jumping ant), 2086 nucleotides long. Its product is annotated as protein zwilch homolog. The coding region runs from base 70 to 1995 and encodes 641 amino acids. Gene Ontology annotation, cellular component: RZZ complex. The transcript has 12 exons. NCBI's taxonomy places the organism in Eukaryota, Metazoa, Arthropoda, Insecta, Hymenoptera, Formicidae. Gene Ontology annotation, biological process: protein localization to kinetochore; mitotic spindle assembly checkpoint signaling. The record is from RefSeq and is a predicted model, not a curated record.
AGCAAGUUUAUUUCUGCAACUAGAGUUCAUAUUGCGCACUCUGUUGGGCCGUUAGUUGAAAUUGAAUUGAUGAUCAACCCACAAUCACGACAGACGUCCACCAUCUUUGAUUUCGUUCAAAUCAUUCAAUUUCAAAUUGUGUACGUUACGAUUUAUAGAGAAAUCAUGAUGGAACGUUUGAACGAGGUCUUGCCGCAUGUUCAAGCCAGCGAAGUCAGGUUGUCGUACGUGGAAGAAUUGUUUCCGGAUCUCAAGGAUCAUCCGUAUAUCGUCCUUCACAAAAAUGUGCCCGGUAUACCACAAUCCGCAGGUUACAAAGAAAAUAGAGAGAAGAAUUUCGCAAGUAAAGAAGAUUACUUUGCAAAACAUGAUGUCUCUGGCUCACCUUUGGAAUAUUCAUUCGGCAGUUGCAAGUUCGACGACACAGUCAUCAUCACGAGAAACAGUUGGCGAAAAGAAGAGGAGUCGUACUUGCCAUUGAGUAUAAAUGAUGCAUGCAAUGCAUUGAACAUAUAUCUUGAAUAUUCUGAAGACAAUACUUUGCCAGUGUUGGCUCUUUGUGAUGGAAAAGAUUCUAAACAAAGUAGGCUUAUUGGCAGCAUUAUCCGUGAUAAUUGUUUUAUUACAUUAAGAGCAGUCUCUAUCGGUAUAAUACCUCAAGCAAGGAGUAAAUAUCAUGAAAUUGUACAGGAGCAUCUUAAGCGUUCAGGUGCACAAGAGCAUGAUAUUAAAAUGUCCAUGCUCAAUAACUUUGACUUAUUUGGUGUUAAACAAGAAAGGAUUGAUUGGGAUAAAGUCGCCAGGAGUGAUUUUGAAGGAAAUAUUGGCAUUGAAAUACAUUCAAAUAACUUGGUAUUAAAUCCAAGAUUAUCCAAGAAUAUACUGAUAGUUCAAGCGAAUGCUGGCUGGAAAGACAGUCCUUUGAAGGAGCAACGGUCUCAAUUACUCUUGUUGACCCACUAUUUAUUAAUAAUAGAUGAGUAUAAGAAGAACAUUGCACUGCAAAACUCGAUAAAAUUUAUAACACCAUACUUAGAGGAACACAACGUCAUAGUUGAAAAAUUGAAUUUUUUGUUAAAUGGUGAUGUCAGUUUUCAAAAAUCCAAUAACAACAAUAUCAAGGAAAUCGAUAGAAAAAAGCAAAGUGUUAAAAUCGACGCAAAGCUGUCGGAACGCGUACAAAACAUGUCCUCGAGGUACGACAUGGAUUUCACCGAUCACUUAUGGGAGAUACUUAUAGCAACUUCGGAGUAUCCGCAGAUGAUAAGCUACAUCGAAAUGAUUCUGAGAGAGAUUUUUGAGCACAGAUUUAUACCGCAGGCCAACGAUACAAAUUCGACGAGAAUAAUCAAACUUGCCUCUGAUAUGCGCGGCCACGAGAUAACGUCAUUCAUUAGUCGUCUAUUGCUAGGCAGCGCACCAUUAGAACUUGUUGUGGACGCGGGCUUUGAGAAGCUUGCCCGAGAUUAUUUGUACAUUCUGAGAGGAGCGCGACUCGUCGAUUUGUACGACGUUCGACAAAAGUUGGCCAAUGUGUCGUCCGGGACUUUCAGCACGGAGAAUUACAGAAAGAAGUUGCUCACGUUGGCACAAAUUCACAUCAGUUUGGAAUGCAUGCUGCUUAUUGAGACGCAUCUGGAGUGCUCAGUCGAGAGUUUGCAGAGCAUGUUCGUUCACGCGUACAAGGAGUUUCUCUCCGAACUUUCGUCCCCGCUACGGCAUCACGCCGAACUUUGCGGCAGAGUUUACACAUUGACGGUGCCGCUCUCGGGCGCGAUAGCCGACGAGUUAAAUAUUUUAAAGACGAAUCCUACUGUGUGGAGAGCCACCCUCUCGUCUCAGUCCGCCGCAUCGACGCUAAGUACUACCACGUAUUACAGCAAAAUGCCUAUUUUUCCAACGAACAUUUAUCCUAUAGAUGACAAGAAUGCACAGGAGGAGAUGGUUCACGGUAUAAGCGCUACAUCAUCCGCGGCGAAAUAUAAAAAGUUGUGAGAUACACGUGACAUAAUCAUGCGCACAGAGCCGAAACAAAACGAAACAUCAAACUUGGUGCUUUACGAAUGAACGGGACAUAGUGCGAGGU